UGCCGCGCGGAAAGAGCUGCUGAGCGCUCGCUGCGUGGAGGAUCGGUGCCGCGUGGUGGAGGACCGCGCGGUGAAAUUCAUGGAGUUUUUGAUGGGGGCGGUGGUAUUCGAGGCAAGGACCGACGAAGAGCGCGCCGAAGACAUGGCCGGAUCAGGCCGCCGCGUGGGUUGCGGUCUUGGGCACGGAGUUGGCGCGUCCCUUGCGGACUGUAUAUUUCAGGUAUUGGCUCGUUGGGGGUGGUGUACUCAGGCAUUGGCGUCAGAGGAGGGGCGCCGUGCCGCGUGCGACGCGUGCAUUGAUCACCUACGCAACGUCGGAGAUGCAUGGUUGGCGCUGGGGUCGCAUGGGGGUGAGCUCCGACACGGCGUCCACGCAGGCGAGAUCAUGAGAUUCGCGCUGGCACGGUACCGGGCGGCGGAUGUAGCGCUGCCCGACGAGAUCAUCGUGCACACGUUCUCCCGCUUUGACGGGCUCCUUGGAACGCACGGGCAGGGCGUUUCCAUCUCGUUUACUCGAGCGGAGCUCGAGGGCGAAAGGCCCGCUUUCGGUGAAUGGCCGUGCGUCGAGCAGGUGCGCGCUGAGGGCGAGGUCGCCAUACUCGAGGUGUACAAUCACACUGGGGUGGACAUUGCAACCGCGACGUACAAACCAGUAUGGCCAUGCGCGGGGAAGGAGUCGCCGGCGGCCGCGCCUUGGAUGACGAGUGCCAACCUCCGCACCGGUAGCGGGGACCUUGUCCAGCAGACAGAAGGCACCAAUGCCGACACGAGGGCCAAGCGCCCGCGGAUUACAGGGAAGACGAGGUCAGCUGACGCCGCAGCGCCGGGAGCCGGCGGCCCCACCGACUCGGGCGGCACACCGGUGGCAUCGAGCGCCAUGACGAGUACCGGCGCAGCACAGGAGGAUGACGGCGCGGUCCAUGCAGACGCGCCAGGCCACGUGCAUCGGGUCCGCGCUGCAAACAUGUCUGACGACCCGCGACGGAAAAGGGAAGGAGAUUUGGAAAGGGUCGCGAUAGAGUACUUGAAGGAUGCACCAACGCUGCCCGCCGUCUCGACGAAUGGGUCUGCCUUCGAUGCGGGAGUCCGUGAAUCUGUCGGAGCAUUAGGAUUGCCGAGGAAGCACUGCGCGUUCAAACGCCGGAUGCAGGACGGGGGGAAGCCUUGCCGAUGGCAUGGAGAUUCGGAUGCAGACCUGUGCGCGCACCUGCUGCAAGAGCAUCGAGCGCAGCUCGAGGAGAUCGCAACCUCGCUGGUUUGCGUUGCUGCUGAGGAAGAGAAGAGCGAAGAGUUGCGGUACCUUUCUGCGUACAACGAGGAAGCGGCGGAGAUCUUGGAAGCGACGAAAGGCAACGCCGUGGUUCUCGAGAAGAGCAGCUUCGAUGACGGGGACAUCAAUGCCCAACGCGUGGAAGCCUUACGAAGUUUUGUACAGAGGGUGUCGCCAGAAUGCGAGCAAGGUGGGACCAGCGAGCGCACGGAAGACAGCGAGUGCGAGUCGGAGCACGAAGGCCCCCGAGUGAAGCGCCCGCGCGAAGGCGGGCGAGGAACGGUGCUCGACGUUGCACCGGCGAAGGAGAGGGAAGAGGUGAGAUUGGUGACGGGGGCGAUGGAGAAGAACGAACGA
Molecule: messenger RNA, 1627 nt
Organism: Prorocentrum cordatum
Lineage: Eukaryota; Dinophyceae; Prorocentrales; Prorocentraceae
Source: the annotation of a GenBank genome assembly